Spodoptera frugiperda (fall armyworm) is the source of this 1079-nucleotide messenger RNA. RefSeq names its product trypsin CFT-1-like. Gene Ontology annotation, molecular function: serine-type endopeptidase activity. Gene Ontology annotation, biological process: proteolysis. The transcript is spliced from 5 exons. The record is from RefSeq and is a predicted model, not a curated record. Lineage: Eukaryota; Metazoa; Arthropoda; Insecta; Lepidoptera; Noctuidae. Bases 106 to 951 code for a protein of 281 amino acids.
AGUUUUAUCUGCUGUGAUUUUCCUGUCGUCUCCAUCUUUAUUAGUAUAAAUAGUGUCGAGGGCAUUUUCCAUUUCACUUGUCUCCGAGUAAUUAACAAACGCACAAUGCAGGUCCUGACUCUUCUAGUGCUGUGUGUAGCUGCUGUCGCCGGCGCUGGCAUCCGAUCCAGUCCUCAAAGAAUAUGGGGAGGUAACCCAACUAGUAUUGAACGUUACCCGUUUCUGGCUGCUCUUAUGGAUACGGAUCGUCAUUGGCACUACUGGCAGACUUGCACUGGCGCAAUCAUUAAUGACCGAGCCGUUCUCACUAUAGCUCACUGUACAAGCAAUGAGAGACUCCACGCGUGGCGAAUCCGUGUUGGGACCAAUAAUGGUAACUACGCCGGUGUGGUCCACGUUAUCUCACGGCACAUCGCUCAUCCUUUAUUUUCUUCCAAGACUUUGGAGCAUAACAUCGCUGUUCUUCACGUCGCCACCCCCUUCACUUUUAAUAACAAGGUCGGCCCUGUCAUGGCUAUCGCAGGUCCCAAUUACAACGUUCCAGACAAUGAAAAUGUCUUAGCUGUUGGUUGGGGAUGGGGCGAUGGUUGCAAUCUAUCCCUGGAUACAAGCAAUUCAUAUGAUGAUCGUCUACAGUCGUCUGCAAAUAAUAGGCGGUUUGGUGAGGUAAUGCGUGAAGUCCCACUUCUGGCAAUAAGUCAGGAGACAUGCAGGAACACCUACGCUCCUUUUGGUAUCACCGUCACUGACAACAUGAUUUGUGCCGGCUGGCCAGCGGGCACGGAUCUUAAUAGUCGUGGACACUGCGCAGAAGACUUUGGUGCUCCUCUCUUACACAAUCAAGUUAUCAUUGGUGUUUUCGCCUUCAGACAAGGUAUCUCCGAACCUGAAUACCAAAGUGUUCAUACUCGAGUAUCCAACUACACAUCUUGGAUAAACGACAACGCCUAAUAGAAAUAUUGACCAGUUUGCUGAGAAAUAUACCAAUGAUAGUAAAAUAUUUCUUACCGUAAUGAAACAUUUAUUACAUAUCAUUCUGAAAUAAUGUAUAUCGUUAAAUAAAAUUGUCAUUCAAUAUA